Messenger RNA from Penicillium riverlandense, 1314 nucleotides. RefSeq lists its product as uncharacterized. Lineage: Eukaryota; Fungi; Ascomycota; Eurotiomycetes; Eurotiales; Aspergillaceae. The transcript is spliced from 2 exons. Gene Ontology annotation, molecular function: serine-type endopeptidase activity. The record is from RefSeq and is a predicted model, not a curated record. Gene Ontology annotation, biological process: proteolysis. Bases 1 to 1314 code for a protein of 437 amino acids.
AUGAGGCUCCCCAAAGAAAUCCUCUGCAUCUUUGCUCGGUUGACCCCCGACCAAGUCAAAACGUGGGAUACGGACAUAAAAGUCAAACUCGACCUCUUUGCUGACUCUGAUGACGCCGAUGAUGCCAAUGAUGUCGAUGGCGCCGAUGAUGUCGAUGAUGUCGAUGGCACCGACGACUUUGAUAAUUGGAUAGGGGACAUCGACGAGUCACUCGAGUUUGACUACGAAUCCAAUAUUCAUAAACGCAACCCUAACUAUCUCCCUAGAGGAAGGCUUUUCGGAGACCGUGAUGUUGGCCCUGAGAUGAAAUUCAUCUCACAGCCCCACGGAUAUCCAAUCGAGGAUGUGGCCGCCUUUACGUUCCUGGAUUAUGCUGGAAGCGACAGCACCGUGUAUGUGCACGAUACCGGGAUGAAUUUGCAAGACCCUGAAUUUCAGAAUCCGAUCCCUCUAAUCACUAGAGGUGCAUAUCGAUGGCUUACUCCUAGGGCAAGCCGUAUUACUGGCCUUGCUGGCCAAGAGAUUGCACAUCCUCAGAUGUGGACCGACUCUAUGGGACAUGGCACCUGUAUGGCCAGCAAAAUUGUGGGCGAACGGUACGGCGUGGCUAAAGCCGCCAAUUUGACAAUCGUUCCCUAUAUCUCUGGUAGUGAAGCUGAUGGUGAGGAUGAUGAGGAUGAGGAUGAGGACGGGAUUGAGGAUAGCUUUUGGAUAUCGUACAUGAUGGCUGGGCUACAAGCCAUCGUUGACGACAUUGACGACCAGAGGAAGGAUAAGAACGGUUAUUUCUUCCCUGUGGUGAACCUCUCCUAUACAAUUCCUAAGAUCAGCCGCAAACAGACCCGGCAUUAUAGGAAAUGUUUACAAACGCUAGCUGAUCUCGACGCUGUCAUCGUGGGAGUUGCAGGAAAUCAGCGGCACAAAGGGAAACAGUUUGUGAGUGACACUCUAGGCAAUAUGGCUCCUGACUUUCCCGACAACAUGAUACUUGUUGGCGCUACCGAUGUCCAUGGUGUUCCAGCGGCUUUCUCGCAAAGAGGGCGGUCGGUUCAAAUCUGGGCUCCGGGGACGUUGGACAGAACGCAUGGCAUUCCAUGUGCGGGAGGUCUAGAAGGAAAGAAAGGCACGUCACUGUCGGCGGCGCAAGUUUCUGGCAUCGUGGCUUAUUUGUAUUCAAGCCACCACGAGCUUCGCAUUCCUGGCUCUGGAGCUCCAAAGGUAUUGGAGGAACUCAAAACACUCAUGUAUCCGCGAUUCUCCGGGGGUCCACCAUGUUUGUGGAAUGGCGCAAAAGCAAAGGUCUACUGUAGCUAA